AUAUAUAUAUAUAUCUGUACGUAUCUGUAUAUCUGUAAUUACAAGUGAGACAAGUAUCAUGUUGUUCAUGAAGGACAAUAAACCCUCGUCUUCUUUUCCGAUUCCGACAACCUUACUGCUUCUGCUCAUUUUUAUCGCCACCUUUUCAUCGCCAGCUCGAGCGGCGGGAGGUGCGAAUCAAAACGACAUCGUUUCAUGGCUGAGAGAGAUGGCCGUUCUGGUCGGCAACAACAGUAACGGCUCCGGAAACGGCGUCGUGUCGUUGCCGUGGCUGAUUCAGAAGACUUCUCUGGUCAAUCAUAAUGCAACCACCAAAUCCGCCGCACGUGCCAACGAAACGGCGGCGGCGACGCCGUUAGUGCUGGCGGCGGACAGAACUCGUAGAAAGGAUCCGACGGAUGGCCUCCGUUAUUACGACGGCGGAUGGAAUAUUAGCAAUACCCAUUACAUAACUUCUGCGCUCUUCACCGGAUUCCCUCUUUUCCUCAUCGCCGGAAUAUGGUUCCUCGGAUUCGGAAUAUUCUUGCUGCUGGCCUGCGCCGCCGCGUGCCGCCGCCGCAAGCCCCAGAAUAACGGCGGCGGCGGCGCCCCUUACGCCUACGCUCUGUCCCUCGUCUUGCUCGUGCUGUUCACAGUUGCUGCAAUAGUUGGGUCGGGUGUUCUCCUGGCGGGGCAGGAGAAGCUCCACGUCAGCACGAGGGAGACAGCGGGGUUCGUGGUGGGGGAGGCGGAUACGACGGUGGAGAAUCUGAGGAACGUGUCGGAGUAUCUGAGGAACGCCAAGGGGGUGGCGGUGGACCGGAUGUUUCUUCCCCAGCAGGUGCAGGACAAAAUCGACGAGGUCAACUCUAUGAUUUCGUCGGCGGCGGACACUCUGGGAACGGCGACAAAUGACAAUAAGGACAACAUAUUCCGGAUUCUCGACACUGUGCGGGUAGUUCUGAUUGUGGUUGCGUCUGUGAUGCUUCUGCUGGCUUUACUCGGACUCGUGUUGUCGAUUUUGGGCAUGCGGCGUCUGGUCUACGCAUUGGUGGUCCUUGGUUGGAUACUCGUCGUCUUAACUUUCACCAUUUGUGGAGUAUUUCUCGUUCUCCAUAACGUGAUGGGGGACACGUGUACGGCGAUGAAUGAGUGGUCGGCGAAUCCGACGGUCCACACGGCUCUGGACGAGAUCAUCCCGUGCGUGGAGGAGGCGACGGCGGAGGAGGCGGUGUCGGAAAGCAAGGCGGUGACUUUCCAGGUGGUGCAGCUCGUUAACCUCAUCAUCCGCAACCUCUCCAACGCCAACAAUCGUCUCAUCAACUACAACCAGUCGGGCCCCCUGGUCCCGGCCCUUUGCAGCCCCUACAACGGAGACCUCACCGACCGCACGUGCGCCCCGGGGGAGGUCAGCCUGGGCAGCGCCGGGGACGUGUGGCGGGCACACGUGUGCCGGGUAUCGGGCGGCAGGUGCGUCACGGCGGGGCGACUCACGCCGGAGAUGUACGAGCAGAUGAGCGGCGCGGCGGCGGUGAGCUACGGGCUGCACCAUUACGGGCCGUUCCUGGCGGAGCUGGUGGACUGCACGUUCGUCCGGAGCACGAUGAGGAGGAUACACCGGGAGCACUGCCCCGGGCUGAGGAAGUACAGCGAGUGGGUGUACGUGGGCCUGGCGGUUGUGUCGGCGGCGGUGAUGGUGGCGCUGAUACUGUGGGUGGUGUAUGCCCGGGAGAGGCGCCACCGGACCUACUGGAAGAUCGGGAGCAGCCCCACCCGGGGAUCUACCUUCUAGAACCUUGCUGUCUACUGUUUGGGAGUUUUGCUUCUGGGAAUAUAUAUAUAUACAUGUAUGUAUGUAUAUAUAUAGAUAUAUAUAUUGGACUUGAGAUUUAGGAGCACAGUUAGUUCGCUUACAGAAGAAAUGAAAAAUAAAAACGGUGUGUUUUAUUGUGCUUUGGUUACUUCA
Molecule: messenger RNA, 1945 nt
Organism: Andrographis paniculata
Lineage: Eukaryota; Viridiplantae; Streptophyta; Magnoliopsida; Lamiales; Acanthaceae
Exons: 8
Coding region: 59-1771 (570 amino acids)
Cellular component (GO): plasma membrane; plasmodesma
Source: RefSeq, a predicted model, not a curated record